AUGGGCUCCGGUGCGUCUGCUGGUGCAUCCACGCCGACGCUGCCUUGGCCGGAGGGUGCAACGGUCGUUCUGCGCCCAGAUGGCGCGCUGCCGGAUGGACUGAAGACCAGUGGCCCGGUUCCAUCGACUGAAAGUGGCGUCCCUUUCUGGAGGCUUGGAGGCGCUGGCAAGGGCCGGCUCCACGUGAUCGAAGAUACCGCGGGGCUGCUUGAGCUGAAGGAGAACUUCUCGAUUGCCGUUUGCUUCCGGCCUGGUGCCGGUGAUGCGCAGGGCUGGGACAGUCUUCUCUUAGGUCAUGACAACAAGCAUUGGCUGGCCAUGCCAGGCGAUGACAAGACCAAAGUUUGUUGCAUGGACGGGGAUAGUUCCUUGAACUUGAACGCGGACUUCUUGGACCAGGGCUGGAUCCAAAUCUUUCUGCGGUCCGUGGAGGGUGGGACUUCCGUCUUUGGUAUGGACCAGGAGGGGCUCCUGGAUUUGGGUACCUUCCCAACUUCACUGGUCGGCUCAAAGCUGCGAAACGCCGGCUGGGCCACCAAUGAGGUUGACAUUGCGGCCAUCGCCUUCUGGGAUCGGAUCCUGACCUGGGCGGAGCUUUCGCCGCCAGCUCCAGCUCCCGCACCGGCGCCUCCUCCAGCUCCAGACGCGCCCAUUCCCAAGCGUAUCUUUGGCCAGGUCACAGACCUCGCUGGCGAGCCGCUCAAGGAUGUCAGCAUCAAGUGGAAGAUGGGCGGCUGUAUCUCGGAUGGUGAGGGCAGUUUCGCGAUGCUGGAGGAAGCAGAAACGGAUGUGCCAGAGGACACGCCUCCCGUUUCAGUGGAAGUCGGUCUCGCGGUCGCCAGAAGAGUUGGGUGGAUGGAAGCCAAGCUUCUGCUUCUUCGACCUCCUCGUGUGUCAGCUUCGAGUGUGACUGGGAUUGACUGGGUGCAAGGACAAGAGGGAGAGCUACUCGUAGUUAAGAUGAAGGUCAUUUUCACUUGCAGCUUCGGCGAUGGCCACAAGUCCGCGCAGCAGGCAGUCGAAGACUUCCUGCAGGCGGCCGGCUUCGUCGUGGAGGCAGUGGACACGACGCAUGAUCCGCGCUUCGAGGACUCAUUGCAGAGGCGACUCAGCACACGCCUCAUGGACGUCUGGUACAACCGGAUGGUUCUGCGAUGGAAGAUGUACAGCAUCCAGAACAUGGUUGAAUCGAUGGGCACCCUUUUCUUCGGGCAGUGGAAUUCGCCAUGCCCUUCCCCGACUUGCAACACUCCAACCAAGGACGCAUUUCGAAGUGUGCUCCUGGAGCAGAAGCCGGACAUCGUGGUGACUGUGUACCACAUGGACCUCCUUCCCAUUCUCGAGGUUGCGAAGGAUGUGGGCAACCUCCCGGUACUGCACAUCGCUACGGACAUGGAUCUGAAAAUGUGCGAGGCGGGCUCGCGUCUCAAAGCUUUCGAUGCCAAAGAUGUGGUGCGACCCCAUUCCUGCCUCAGCUGUGAUGCCGCCAGGAUUGACAAAUCUGAUGUAGUGAGCUCCGGGGCCAUGGUGGACUCUCCACGUACUCCACCUCCGGUCUCCCGGAAGGGCAGCCGCGAGUCGACCGUGUACGGACGGUCGCGGGUGCCCAGCGAUGCGAUGGAUCUGGAGGCUCGCUGUGCACGAGAGCUGGCGGAUGCCGAAGAUAGGCCCAUCCGUGCUGGUGCUGACGGUGGUCUGGAAGUGCUUUGCGCGCAAAACACAGUUCUCAACUACCUGAAGUCAGAACCGGGCAAACACGUGCUCGUAGACUUUCCUGGGGAGUUUCGCCUGCUGGGGGCUCUCUACAAGCCUGCAGUGGAUGUGACCCCUUUGGACACUGCGAUCCGCGGUCUUACCAGCGCGGGAUUGAGGAAUGCACAACGCUACAUCCGCUCUUACGUGGCAGAGAGGGAGGAGUUAGGCUUCGCAGCGAUGCGUGCUAUGCUCUUCGAUGUCACCUUGCAGGCCGGUGGGGCGCACAAGACAUUUCACUUCGUGUGUUCAAUGAGCCGCACGGCCUCCGAGCGCCUGGUGAAUCUGCUGAACCAGUUUCUGGAAGCUCAGCAGGACUGCUGCGACUCCAAAGGCGACAAGCUCUUCGAGAUUCCCGAAUCUUUGCGAGCUCAGCUCUGUCCCAUGUUCCACAGAGUGUCAUGGUGGCGAAUCGAUGAGCUGCUGAAUCAGUCCGAGCUCGACUUCGUAAAUGAAUACCAGCGAGUUGGACUGCAAGCACAUGGGCGGGCUGCCCGUUCUUCUGGAAACGCACACCUGGACAUGCUCCGGCGUCUUCAGAAGUUCACUGCUGACCAAGUGUUCCAGCAGUGUAUCCUGAGAGAGCAAGCCCUGCUCUGCGUGCCGAAGAACUGCUGGAGUGAGCUCCAGUGCGGGGAGCUGGAACCCUGCAUCCAAG
This is a messenger RNA of Symbiodinium necroappetens, 2410 nucleotides long. NCBI's taxonomy places the organism in Eukaryota, Dinophyceae, Suessiales, Symbiodiniaceae. The record is from the annotation of a GenBank genome assembly.